Messenger RNA from Scleropages formosus (Asian bonytongue), 6507 nucleotides. RefSeq names its product mannose receptor, C-type 2 (gene mrc2). The coding region runs from base 348 to 4913 and encodes 1521 amino acids. Lineage: Eukaryota; Metazoa; Chordata; Actinopteri; Osteoglossiformes; Osteoglossidae. The transcript has 29 exons. The record is from RefSeq and is a predicted model, not a curated record.
CAGUGACGGAAUUAACAAGAAAAUUAGCAUAUUCUGGGCUUCGUGUGCUUUUUUUAUACUCGACACGUUCUGCAUGAGUUUUGUGUAAUUCACAACUCGUAUGAAAAGAAAAAAUAUGUGAAGAGGGGCCCAGCUGUGCGCGAGCGCCAUUUACAUCGCCACUGUCGCGCGACCUGUAACGGCAACACCGCAGGCGUUCGAACCGCGCGCCUCUGCGCUCGCGACCGAUGUGACGCAGCGUCUGCUUUCCUCGUCCACUGAGCGCUCAUUAGAGGCGUGUGAGGAGGAGGCGGUGUGCGCGCGACGCUCGCUCGCUCUCUCUCUCUCUCUCUUUCCCUCUCUUUUUCAUGCGCGCUCUCUUUGCCUCGCGCUCGUCUCUCUCCGCAACUCUUCGUCCAUCCAGGCAGUCGGAGAAGCGCCUCUCUGUCUCCUCUUCUCCCUCUCACUCAGACUCGAACCUCGCACCACCGGUGGCGGGCAUGCAGCGCGCGGACCGUCGCAAGCCCCGCACGAAGACAUGGACGCGCUCCUGCGCGCGCACCUUGUGCCUCUUCUUCAUCUUUAGCUUGCAGCUGGAGAGCGCGCUCCCAGAGCCCGUGGACUCGGACACGUUUGCGUUCUUCCACGAGGGCGCCAAGGGCUGCCUGGGGGUGCGGGGCUCCGUGCUGCAGGUGACGGCCGCCUGUGCGGAUCAGGCCCAGCAGUGGAAGUGGGUUUCGCGCGGGCGCCUCUACAAUCUGGGCGCCUCCGUGUGCCUGGGGGUGGCAGGAGGCACCGGCGAUGGUGCCGAGGCCACGCUGGGCGCGUACGUGUGCGACCGCGAGCCGCCCCGUGUCCGCUGGUCCUGGCACUGCAAGCUGGUGCUGGAGAGCCUCAACAAGCACCUGCCUUCACCUCCGGCCCUUGCCAACAGCACCCAGGUGGCUGCCUCCGCUGCCGCCCGCGAGCCUGCAGAGGGUCACCGCUGGAGGCUCUAUGGCAGCGAGCAGGACCUGUGCGCCAAGACGUACCGCGAAAUCUACACCAUCCAAGGUAACUCUCACGGGCGUCCCUGCUACCUGCCCUUCCUGUACGAUGGCCAGUGGUUCCACAGCUGCACCAACAUUGGACGCGAGGAUGGCCACCUCUGGUGCGCCACCACAUACGACUACAGCAAGGACGAGCGCUGGGGCUUCUGUCCUAUCAAGAGUAACAACUGUGAGACUUUCUGGGAUAUCGACCCGGUGACGGACAGCUGCUACCAGUUCAACUUUCAGUCGACCCUGUCCUGGAACGAGGCCCGGGCCAGCUGCCGACAACAGGCAUCCGACCUGCUCAGCAUCACAGAGGUGCACGAGCAGACUUACAUCAACGGCUUGCUGACAGGCUAUAGUGCCUCCUUGUGGAUUGGACUCAAUGACCUGGACAUCAAUGGUGGCUGGCAGUGGGCAGAUUCUUCGCCUCUCAAGUACCUCAACUGGGAGCCUGAGCAGCCCAACCACGCCGAGGAGGAGAACUGCGCAGUGAUCCGGACCGAGACGCUGGGCCGCUGGCAGAACCGCGACUGCUCCGUGGCCCUGCCUUAUAUCUGCAAGAAGAAACCCAACGCCACUCUGGAGCCUUUCACCACUGACUCAUGGAUGGACGAGGAGCGACAGGAGUGCGACGUGGGCUGGCAGCCCUUCCAGGCGGGCUGCUACAGGCUCACGGCUGAAAAGCAGACCUGGGAGGACGCACAGAAGACCUGCCAGAAGAUGGAGGCCAACUUGGUCAGCAUCCAUACUUUGUCGGAAUUGGAGUUCAUCAUCCGCAACCUGAAGAAAAGUGUGGAUGAGCUGUGGAUUGGGCUGCACGACACCAAGAUGCAGAUGAACUUCGAGUGGUCAGAUCGCACGCCCGUCAUCUUCACCUACUGGCACCCCUUUGAGCCCAACAACUUUCGCAACAUGCAAGAGGACUGCGUUACCAUGUGGGGGCCGGAGGGCCGCUGGAAUGACAGCCCCUGUAACAUCUCCCUGCCGUCCAUCUGUAAGAAACAAGCGCAGAGGACCGAGGGACACAAACAGGACCACGGCUGCAAAGUGGGCUGGAGGUGGCACAGCCCUUCCUGCUACUGGGUGGGUGAGGAGUCGGUGACGUAUGAGGAGGCCCGGAAAGCUUGCUCUGGCAGGGAGGCUACGCUGGUCACCAUCACCAACAGAUUUGAGCAGGCCUUCGUCAACAGCCUGAUGUUUGGCCGCACCAAAGACUACUUCUGGACCGCACUGCAGGACCAGAACAGCACAGGCACUUUCCGGUGGCUCAGUGGGGAUGAGGUCACCUACACCAAUUGGAAUAGGGACCAGCCGGGCUUCAGUAAGGGCGGAUGUGUCGCCCUAGCGACCGGCUACUCGACCGGGCUGUGGGAGGUGAAGGACUGCGGCUCCGUGAGAGCAAAGUACAUGUGCCGCCUGAGCCUGGACACGUCUCUGAGCCCGGAGCCCCCAGCUCCAGUGCCGACACCCAGCCUUACAGGUGCCUGUCCCCAGGGAUGGAAGAGCAGCAGCACCUUGCGCCACUGCUACAAGGUGUUCCACUUCUCUCAGCUGGAGCAGAAGCUCAGCUGGGUGCAGGCUCACCUCUUCUGCAGGAAGUACGGCGCCCACCUGCUCAGCAUCGGCAGCUUCGACGAGGAGCAGUUCGUCUCGCAGGUGCUGCACGAGGCCUUCGGGGAGUCGGAGGACCAUGAGCAGCACUGGUUCUGGAUCGGACUGAACCGCAGGAACCCCGUGGACAAGGGCAGCUGGAAAUGGAGCGAUGGGUUGGGGUACUCGUACCACAACUUUGGGCGCGACUACUACGACUACAAUGACCGGCAGUGUGCAGUGGCUGACCUGGGGACCAUGCAGUGGCUGGCCAUGCAGUGCGAGUCGCAACUGGACUGGAUCUGUAAGGUCCCGAAAGGAACAGUUGUGAAGGAACCAGAAGAGGAGACCUCUUUCAAGGAAUGGGUUCCCUUCCAAGAAGCCGAGUACAAGUUCUAUGACCACCGCUCCACUUGGGACCAGGCUCAGCGGAUCUGCUCCUGGUUCGAUUCCUCCCUCGCCUCCAUUCACUCUCCCGAGGAGCAGAGCUUCCUUACGCAAACCCUCCGCAAGAUGUCCAAGGGCGAGGGCCAGCACUGGUGGGUGGGGCUGCACACCUAUGAGAACGAUGGGCGCUUCCGCUGGUCGGACCACUCCGUGCUCAACUACGUUUCCUGGGCCCCCGGGAGGCCUCGGCCCGUCAGCCGGGACCGCAAGUGUGUCUAUGUGACGUCCAGCAGAGACGAAUGGGGCGACCAGAAGUGCUUCACAGACCUGCCGUACAUCUGCAAGAGGGUUAAUGUGACGGGCACCCUCCCUCUUACCCCGGCUCCUCCUAGCAAGAAUGGCGGCUGUCCCGAUGACUGGGCUCCCUUCCUCAGCAAGUGUUUCAAGGUGUUUGGACACCAGGAGUCCAAGAGGGUCACGUGGUCCGGAGCCAAGGCACAGUGCGAGUCCAACGGUGCCGAGCUGGCGGUGGUGUCGAGACACCUGGAGCAAGCCUUCCUCACUACUCUGCUGCCCAACAUCAGUUUUAACCUCUGGAUCGGGCUGUCGGACUCAGACGUCCGCUUCCAGUGGCAGGACCGCACACCCCUCAGCUACACCAACUGGGCUCCUGGAGAGCCGCUGGCGCACAGAGACCUGCCCACCAAGGCCCGGGUGAACUGCGUGGUGAUGCUUCACGGCAACCCAGAGAAGAACACGGGCAUGUGGGCAUCACGCGUGUGUGAGACGGAGAAGCAUGGGUUUGUCUGCCAGAAGCAGAAAGACCCUGCGGUGCCUGCGGGGCCCGACACCCUUCCCCCCUCCCUGUUGGGACCGCUGCAGUUUGCCGGGGUUUCGUACCGUGUGCUAAACAAACGCCUGGACUGGACGGGGGCGCUGCACGUGUGCGACUCGGUUGGCGCUACCCUGGCCACCGUGCAGGACCCCUACCAGGCAGCCUACCUCACCCUGGUGCUGAGCGCCCUGCGCGGCCCCGCCUGGAUCGGACUCUACAGCAGUGGGGGGCGGAGCUUCACCUGGCUGGGCGAAGAUCCCAUCAACUUCAGCGACUGGAGGGAUGGGGUGCCUAACAGCUUAGUGGGAUGUGGUCACAUGACCAUCCCCGGCCAGUGGGCCGUGGCCUCGUGUGACGCAAAGGUGGACUCGGCCAUCUGCCAGCUGAACGCAGGGACGUCUCGCGAACAUCAGUGGAGCUUUCCCGGCAAGUGUCCUCAGGCGGUGGGCAACUGGGGCUGGGUCCCCUUCCGCAACAACUGUUACUCCUUCAACCUGGAGCAGCUCAAAUUCCACCAGGAGGCGCAGGACUCCUGCAAAAGCGCUGGCGCCCAGCUGCUCUCCAUCCUGGACGAGACGGAGAACGGCUUCGUGUGGGAGCACAUUCAGGCGUACCAGGAGCAGGCGCACGGAGCAUGGCUCGGCAUGUCCGUCAACCCCAAGGGGGGCAGCCUCACAUGGCCAGACAACGCAGAAAUAGAGUACAGCAACUGGGAGGGGCGGGACGCCAAUCUGAGCAUGUUGUCAGCCAAGUCGUGCUUCUGGAUCCAGAGCAACACGGGGCUGUGGAAGCCGGGCUCGUGCCGGAACCGCACCCAUGGCAUCAUCUGCAAGCGGCCCCGGGGUGCUGAAACAUCACCUCUUGUGUCGGAAUCGGACCACCUCCCCACGCUGGUGCUCGUCCUGGUGACGGCACUGGUGCUCGUCCUGCUCACUGUGGGCAUAAUCUACGUGUACCGGCGGCGGGCGGGCGCCUCACGAGGCUCCUACGAGGGGGCGCGAUACAGCCGCACCAGCGCCAGUCCCUCGGAGCAGGCCGAGAAGAACAUCCUGGUGUCCGACAUGGAGCUGAACGAGCAGCCUGAGUAGCGGCGGGGAGUGCAGAAACGCUGCACAGAUGGACGGACGGACAGACAGACAGACGGACGGACUUUGCCGAUUUUGGACGUUUUCAUUAGUUGUUUUGCAAACUUUGGAGUCGUCGCAGGGCUGUGCUGAGCAUGGCGGACCCCAGUCACGUGUAGAUGCCCCCACGUCCCUGAGCAGUCUAGAGCCCUCUCCAGCAAGCCCAUCCGGAGCAGAACAAUCAGACAGCCCUCUUGAGACAUUCCUUUUCUAGAAGUUUCCAUAGCGACCAACAGCUGUCUCCCAAAACACUGCACAAAUGGGUUCUUCUCCAAACACUUUUUCUUCUUGUUCUUUCCAACUCCAUUUGAGUACAUAGGUUUUUAAAAAAAAAAAAAAAAAAAAAAGAGAGAAAAAAAAAGAAAAAACUUCCAGUGUUAUUUCUUAGGACGUUGAUGGUAUUGUGUUUUACUCCUCACGUCAGGUGUGAACUCACGGUCUUGGUGGCUCGGUGGCACCUGCGGGCUAACGGGCGACACGUAUCCAACACGUUCUCCGGCUCCGGAGAAUCUGUAAGGCGUGAACACCCUGCUGAUCGACCCCCCCCCAACAGACCAAAGCUUUCCGCCGAGACGCACUGAGCACUUUCCUGUGUCGCGUGUUGAGAAAGUGUCCAGCGCCGGAAGGCAGCAGAGACACCCGAGAUGCGUCUUUUCUCACGUCUCAAGCUCGCCACAUUCCUCCUCUUGCACAAGAUGGCUGUAGGACAGACACGGUCCAACGGUUCACGUCUCUGCGUUCCUCACGAUGUGUAACAUUUCUCUCCCAGUGCCUGGUCUUGUGAAACCAGCCUCUCUUCUUAAUGCCAGUCUGAUGCGCUUCUUGAAAUCGGUGAAAACCUUGUGAUGACCCACCCCACACCCCCGCGCCCCAAAGGCAUUGCUGUCAUUCCUCGUAUGGAUAGAUCUCAGCCUUACUGGUUGCUGAUGCCCUCAAACAGUUGUGGACCGAGUUCAGAUCGAUGGGCCAAAGACGUCAGUCCAAAGGAUACCUUCUCUCUCGCUGUGGUCACUGUUCUGGACCACUAGGGGUCCAGCUACUACAGCGAACGGGCAUCUGUGGAAGUGUCAGGACCGAUAAACGGCUGUGUUCCUCAUCUUUUUAUGAUUUUUAAUGUCUUCCUGUCUUGCAGCCCUCGUUUCGGGGCUGAGCGGUGGUCCCACGGAGUGGAGCUGGUACUGUGUUUCUGAGACGUGUGCGUGCGUGGUGCAGUCACUCCAAGUCAGAGGGAUGCGGGACAUCAGGAGGUGAUCGCUUGACGGAGAAGAGAGUGAGGGGGGGAGAGGAGAGGAUGGAAAGAACUGGAACGUGAAAAUAAAGGAGGAAGUGGUGAUAAGUAAUAAGAGAACGUACGUGUGUGUGUCUGUAUGUGUGUGUACACCGUCGCUCCUCCGGUGCGGUGGCUGCUCUCAAUGGAGCGCCUCUCGCAGGCAGAGGACGGGAGCUGCCUGAUGGGUGGGAGGGGCCAUCACAUGUAAAUCCCUGUGAAGUCCAUUUCAGAUAUGCACCUGUAAGUUUGUCUGAAUUUUUUUGUAUAUGAAAUUAAUAAAAAUAUAUG